GAGUUUUCUUUACCGUCAGCAGGUCCCUUCUGGUGUGUGCCAUCGCCGUGGAAAUGUUCUUAUCUGCUCUUUCAAUCUACGUUACCGCCAAAAUCGUCGGGAUCAUCGUUCUUGGCAUUCGCCUCGCCUAUGCGAAAGUGAGACGGAAUGUUGAGCUCCUAGGUGAUCCAAUCGACAAGUACACUUUCAAUCCGCUGCUCCAGUUCUGGGAACAGGUAGUCGAAAGUUGCGUUUACUGCAUUUGGGCUUUCGCGUGGCCUUACCCCGAGCACGAACCGUUGAUUGUUUAUCAAUGCAUGUUACCAAUGGUUGUUAUCUGUCAAAUUCUUGGACUGAUGUGGAUUUGGGUCGUAAAGCGGUAUCACGUGGACCUCUUGCGAGACCCAGUGAAGGUAUUCCAGAUUACUCAAAACAGGUUGGGUGAAAGCCCGGAAAACAGUUCUGAGAUCUAAACACCAUGCUUUAAUUAAUUUCAAAAAGUUAAUAAACAGUUAUCCUAUUUUUUUCAAAUGUAGGACUUUGCAUUAAAUAUUAGUUUUAGGUAAAUUGAUUUCAGAUUA
Messenger RNA from Penaeus vannamei (Pacific white shrimp), 560 nucleotides. NCBI's taxonomy places the organism in Eukaryota, Metazoa, Arthropoda, Malacostraca, Decapoda, Penaeidae. The record is from RefSeq and is a predicted model, not a curated record.